Messenger RNA from Penicillium malachiteum, 3291 nucleotides. Its product is annotated as putative C6 transcription factor. The record is from RefSeq and is a predicted model, not a curated record. Bases 1 to 3291 code for a protein of 1096 amino acids. The transcript has 9 exons. NCBI's taxonomy places the organism in Eukaryota, Fungi, Ascomycota, Eurotiomycetes, Eurotiales, Aspergillaceae. Gene Ontology annotation, biological process: regulation of DNA-templated transcription; DNA-templated transcription. Gene Ontology annotation, molecular function: DNA binding; zinc ion binding; DNA-binding transcription factor activity, RNA polymerase II-specific.
AUGGACCCAAGUCCACCUAACAUCGGGGCGCUGUCGGGCUUGUCUACCUCCGAGCGCUCAUCAUCCGCGCGGGGUCCGGGGGGUAAGCAGAUCACCCGAAAUCGGGUGAGCUACAGCUGCCACACCUGUCGCCGGCGGAAGGUGAAAUGCGACAAGGUCCAUCCCAUAUGUAGCAAUUGCGUGAAGACCGGUGCUGAGUGCGUUUACGAUACGGCGUCGCAGAAACGGGACGAUGAGCGAGAUGAAGCCGAACGCAGUAAUCAAGGAGUCAAGCGACGGAGGGGAACACCGCGAACGUGGGAAGAUGAUGUGGAUGAGCUGCAAUCGAUAUACGGUCAUUUAAGACAGACGGAAUCGCCAACGGGUCAAAAGCCCGAUUCGCGAGCCAUCGAACAUCGCCUAGACAAGUUGAUGUCAAUGAUUGAACGAAUAAAUGGCUCGAGCAAUGCUCUCGAGGCAGCAGACAAGCAUGCUGCAGCUCCGAGUGCUGCAGUUGAAUCCGCCCUAUUGGAGGAAUUGCGCCGGGCGCAUGCUCGGAAUGGGAGAACCGCAUCCCCAAGACCCUCAAGUCCACGUCGCGCUGCUGCAGAAUCAAGUGGUGAUGAAUUUCCCAUUCCUUCAGGUCAAGCGACUGAUUUGGUGGACCCUAUUGGAAGUCUUAAUCUGGGUCACUUGAGUUUGGAGGAUGGUGGAAGGUCGAGAUAUGUUGGAACGACAUACUGGGCUUAUAUCUCCCAUGAGAUCAAUGAUCUCAAUCAAUUACUUCGAGACCAGAAUAGAUCGCACGAUCUAGCGUCAUCUGAGACCGCCAACGACGACCCAAAUGACCCCGCCUCCAGCGGUCGCAGAGCUUGGAGAGAAUCCGUCAGCAGUCCCAAUUACUCUACUUCAUCACGAUCUCGAGGAGGAUCAUUGCCACAAACCGGAAUCUUCCAAUCCGGCGAUUCACCAUCCGGGGUUGAGAGAGUGGUGGAACCAGAGAUGCUUGAACAUGUACCCAGUCGACGUCAAAGCCACAUCCUUUACAAAGGAUUCAUGUCUGGGGUCCAUGCGAUCAGUCCAGUCGUUCAUCCUCCAUCUGUAUUAAAACUUUACAAUGCCUUUUGGGACUGGUAUGACUACAGUAGCUACUCUGGAGAGCCAUGUCCAAGUCCCACAUUCAUACCACUACUCUACGCAAUAUGGUACGGUGGCUCUGUUACCAUUUCCCUUCGCACAAUCAAGGCUGAGUUCAAUUCAGUCUCUCGAUUUGCCCUGUCUUCGUUGUAUAAUGAAGAGGUUACUCGGUGGUUAGCAAGGAUAUCAUUCCCUCGAAGCCCAUCUCUUCAAGGGUUGUCAGCCUAUCUGAUCGUCCAGACGAUUUUGUCCAAAGAAGAAGAACCUCUGACAAGUAGUCUCUUUGUCAGUCUCGCGAUGCGAGUAGCACAAACCAUGGGCCUGCACCGAGACCCUGCUAAAUUCGGGAUUGAGUCAUGUGAAGCGGAGUACCGGCGAAGGCUUUGGUGGCAUAUCAUGCACAUGGACGGUGUCGUCGCCAUGUCAAGUGGUCUUCCUCCACUGGUGAGCGAUGAGAAUUAUUGGGAUGUGCGUGAAACGAGCGAAAUCAAGGAUAACAUGCUUGGCUCUCCAGCCGCCGAGUGUUAUGAACAGCUCAUUGCAACGAACCAGCGACUUCCAGAUGACCCCGAUGACCCGUCUGUAUGCGGUGGAUCUUCGAUGGUUAACGUGUUCUAUCUGACUGCUAGAGGAAAGUACAUCAUGGCGCGUGCGGUCCGUCGCAUUUUGCGUAUCCAAUUGGGCACGAAACCCGUAACUCGAAGAGAUAUGGAAGAGUUGCGUGCAAUUCUUCUUGAUCUUCAGCUCAAACUUAACUCCAUUGUCAACAGAAUUCCCGAGGGAAUGCCGAACCAGACACCAGGGUCAACGGGCCGGGCCAUGUCGAUGUCCAAGUCACCUGUAGAGGUACAGUCCACCGAAACAGAGCUUCCAGGUGAAGGCACUGGUGGUUGCACAGAACAAUACCAUUCUCUAGUUCUGGUUUCGUUCCAUAAAUGGGCUAGAAUUAUCCUAUCGUUGUACAUCGACAAGGCUUUCUGUGUCGCAUAUCAGCCAUUCUUAAAGAAUGCUCGAAGUCGAAUCUGGCCUAAUGCCAGACAGAGCGCUCUUCGUCACUGCCAUGGGUUUAUGGAGAAGUUCAUCCAGCUAGCCACGGAUCCAGAUUUCCAACCAUUUCACUGGAGCUGGCCAGGAAAUCAUCAACCUAUGCAUGCCACAAUGAUCAUGCUCAUUGAUUUAUACGAGCGACCCUAUAGCCCGGAGGCUUCUAAAUCCCGCGCCUUCAUUGAUCGAAUUCUUGCCUUAUCCGGUCCAGAUGGCGGCGUGGUAGGCGGAGAAGAUGGUAUCUCAACCCAGCGGCCACUUAAAGACGGCGGCCGCGAGGCCUGGGAUAUGAUCCGCCGUCUUCGCCAGAAGGCCUGGCAAAAGGCUGGUCUAAACCCGCAAAUGCUCUGGACCGAGCAAGAUCAGAUCCAAGCAGGUAUCGCCUCACCAGCAGGAGAGCCACCUAGCUUACGUGGGUCUUUUCCUUCGGGGUCGCCUGCACCUGGAUCUCCAGCAGCUUCAUCAGCGCGUCAAGGUACUGCCGGGUCUGACCGUCAGUUGAACGAUUUUAAUCGAAUGUUCUAUAAUAUGACGCGCUCCCAACUUGCGACUCUCAAGCCUAGUCCCUUACGAUACUCUUAUCAACCUCCAGCACGAACAUCUCUCUCUCUACCAACUGCACAGUAUAGCUCUAAUCCAGCCGCUGUGACAACGCAAUCUAAUUUGGCAUCACCAUCUGUCAUAUCAUCAUCCCCUGUCGUCUCCCCGUCUCUGAGUAUACCUUCCCCAUCCGUCAGUUCCUCCGCCGCAGCCUCUCGUACUCAAACUCAACUAGCCCAUCCUCCACAACCACUCUCCACUACAAAUCAUUCUUCCCCACAUGUAUCCUUCAUGGAUCCUAUGUCUCCAAAUCAACCUUCAAUGGGUGUUCCCACGCCUCCGUCGAUGGUUGAUCCAAAUCUCAAUUUCGACUGGGAUCAAUGGGAUGCUGUCUUUGGGCAACAUCUUCCCGUUUCCGAUGAAUUAAUGGAAUUGGACCCUGUCUCCGGCCUGGAAUUUACGAAUCUUGGAAUUCCUACUCUGCAUAUUGGGAAUAGUAGGAAUACCACUGAUAUGGCCUCUGGGAAUUUGCCAUCACCCUGGAUGAACAGGGUAUCGCCCAGUGAUUCAAGUUGGACUGGUUAUUGUUAA